This is a messenger RNA of Peronospora matthiolae, 108 nucleotides long. Lineage: Eukaryota; Oomycota; Peronosporomycetes; Peronosporales; Peronosporaceae. The record is from the annotation of a GenBank genome assembly.
AUGAACUUGUUGUUGCGCGCACUGUGCGAGUUCACGCCGUGGAGCACGACGACCACCGCCUUGGCAUCGGCAGCAGAAGAGAGAUGUUUCGGCAGCCAGAAGCGGUAA